UAACGGAGAAGAAGAAGAAAAUGUGUAUUGUGUAUGAACUAUGAGUUCUAGAGUUAUCUUUACAAGCCUCCUAUAAGGAGUAUAUAUAGGGAAAAUCCGGGUCUGGGCCUCUAAUACGGGCCUGACAGACCCGGUUACAUAAAUGGACUGAUAGUAUAAAAAGCUAAUCUAGAACAUUUGAAUAAUACUCCGUAAUGUACAAUAAUACGAAUCCGCUAAACGUGUGUGAGCCGCUGUCCAGGCCCAGUAGUCGGCAGACCGGGGGGUCGGAGUCCAUAUACACCAUCAGGAGUCCCCCACUCCCUGAGUCGAGAGUACUCGAGGCGAAAGGGAGUAGUCCAAACUGUAUCUGCAACGUUCUUCUGUCUUCGGUUUCUUCCUCUUCAGCUGGGGGACCACCACCCUUGUCAAUGAUGGGGAGGUGCCUCGUUAAAAACCUUUACUAGGAAAAAACCCAGUGGGAAAAAAUCCUAAUAAAGGGAAAAAGAGUACACCUAGCGCCCCCAACAUAAAACAAGGAAGGUAGGCCCCCUCCGGCAUAAUCACUUUUGUCUAGCUCAAUCUGUCUUCAUCUGGCUCAUCUCUUGUUCCUGCUCAUGUGUGAUAUUUUCUCCUCAUUUAGAAACUCUGACCCCUCAGUCCCCAAGUCCCCACUCUUUGAGGCGAGUGGAGACGAGGUGAAAAUAAGUAAGGUCAUCUCUGUACCUACACAUUUAACAUACAUAUAAAUUUUUUCUUGGGAUUUAUGUUUCCGAUCGGGAGUUCAUCACUUGAAACAAGUGGAGAUGUGAAUUGUUAAUGUAAUGAUAAAAUACUUAGUAGAAUGGAUGUGUGAGUCAUUCAUAAGCAACGGUCGCCACUCGAGGAAUGACUAAGACCGGUCUGCGUGCCCGACUUGGUUGGGGCUUUGUCUUCGUGCCCGACUUGGUCGGGGCUUUGUGCCUGAGACUGAGAGUCAGGGCUUUAAAUCCUAGUGAUGGGUCUCAAGCCACACUCUACUAGGCAUUUGAUCAUAAGUGCGUGAUAGUGUGACAUUCAUCCGACAAAAUAAAUCAUUUAAAUAAAUAUAAAUAAUAAGAUAAUUAAAGAGUACUUAUCUUUUUUGGAGUGGGCUGAAAUAAUGGACAGUGUGGGGCCUGUGGGAUGAUGAAGAAAUUGGGCCUGAUCCUUUAGUGAACUGCUCCGCCUAAUAAUUUUGGCCAGGUCUACGAAAUGCUCCAAUUAGCUGGCAAGCGACCAAGAGGACAACCUGUCACCUUACUCUCUUGCCUCUGCAGGCGGUGACAAAUCAGUUCCGGAAAGACAGUUCAUCAAGGACCAGUGGGGCACUGUGUCUGUCCCUGGUUGCGUAGGAGUCCACGAAGCUCCAGCACAACUGUCAACAGCCAUUAAUGGCGGGCCUCUAGUCCUACGGGUCGCAAUUUUACACAAAUCCAGGUCAUAGACUCGCAGGUUGAGGAGACAAAUGCGUGAGAGAGCAUUGCUGCCUGUUGCUUUGAGAUUUGAGAACCUGGUAAUGGCACUGAAAAUUCUAUGGAAGGGUCAAGGGGUCUCAGAGCAUAAAGGGGCGUUGAAGGUAGUGGUCAAGAAGACCGGCUCGAGGGACGAGCUGUGAGCAGCGGUUCUGCUUUGCAGGUGACGGAGCUGGCUGCCGACGGAGUUCCGGCGAGAUCUUCAACGAGCUAGGCGAGACGACUGUUCUCGACAGUUGGGUGAUGAUAUCUCCGGCUGGGAGUGUAUGGCCGUAUGGUCUAGUUGCUCAACCAGAAGUCCAAACCUGAAAUUCCAAACCCGUUUUUGUUCUCUCUGAACUUUUUAGAAUUGGAUGGCGACCGGAAUUCUGGCGAAGGGACCGUGAGCUCGGCAGCGCUGGAACGGAGCUAGCAGAAGCCUGGAUGUGAGGUGGCCGAGCUAGCCGGGAGGGAAUACUUGAUGGCCUUCUCUGUGUGCCUAUUGUUGGAAUUUCACUCCCAGUUGCAAGGUAAUGGCUCCUAGUUUAGAAUUAAUUAAUGUUUUUUUUUUUUAAUCAUUAUUUUUCUGUUGCACCCAAGCCUAUUUGUGUGGGACUGUUGGGCAGAUUUUAUCUCUUCCAAACUUGAUUAUUUACAAAACUUAUCUGAUUUUGAAUCAGUCCCAGCAGUUAUCUAUUCCAAUUCCCACUUCCUUAUUUUUAGGCUUUCUUCUCUCUGAGUUUAGUAAAGCACGAUUGAGUUUUCUGGCUAUAAAAGGAAGGCAUCUUGAUGAAUUCAUACACAGAAAAAGGAUCCCUAUCCUUGCUUUCUAAAAUAUUCUUUGAUCUUCAAAAAGGUUUCCAGGCAAUUGUAGUGUGUGAGUUCCAAGUCUUUUCAGACGAGUGCACGUCUGCGAAGGCUGGUUGCGUUAACCUUGGGGAGCGAACCGCAACAGUCGAUUGCACCCCGGUCGUGCCGGAUUUCGCUUUCAAGGCAGUGGCUCUUCUUACCACGGCGCAAUUUCUUAUAAUCUUCCGAUAAGUAUUUCUUGUUCAGUUUACUUUCAGUCAUUCAUUUUUCUUACAAUUUGAAAGCGAAAGGCAUAUUACUGUAGUAAACUGAAAAAUGGCGUUUCCUCAAUCAAAAAUUGUUUUUGAUAUGUCUAAGAUGGAUCAACUUGAUGGUACUAACUAUAAAAGGUGGUCUCAGAAGCUUUUAAUCUUUUUUGAGCAAUUGGAGGUCGAUUAUGUUUUGUUCUCUGAACCCCCUGUGGAGACUCCAAGAAGCCCAAAAACCCCUGCAUCUGGCGUGGUUACACCUGCAGGUGAUCUGUCCGGAAAGAGUGAAUCUGCUGAGAACAAGCUGAAGUUUGAAAAGGACAAUCGAACGGUCAGGGGGCAUAUUCUUCACCACAUGACCAACUCGUUGUUUGAUCUUUUCAUUGGUUACAAAUCUGCUAAGGAGAUCUGGGACAUGCUGGAGAAGAGGUAUGGUGGUGAUGAUGCUGGAAAGAAGAAGUACAUAGUGGGAAACUGGCUUGAUUUUCAGCUUGAUGAUCAUAAACCAAUUAUGGAGCAAGUCCACAAAUACGAGAAUCUGGUGGCUGACAUCUUGAGCGAAGGAAUGAAAAUGUGUGAAGUGCUGCAAGCCAAUGUACUGCUGGAAAAAUUUCCCAAGUCCUGGAGCGACUAUCGUGCAAAACUUAAACACAAGAAGAAGGAUAUGUCUCUCCAGGAGCUUAUCAGCCACAUACGGACUGAAGAGGCUAAUCGUCUCAAAGAUAAGGCUUCUACUUUAUCUAGUAUUUCUGUUAAAGCUAAUCUUGUUGAACCUUCUGGUGCUCAAAAGAACAGGUACACGCAUAACAACAAGAAGGAAUCACAUCAGAAAAGGUUUCCUACAAAUAAGGGAGCUGGGCAGAUUCACAAAGCCAAGGCUUUGUGCUAUGUUUGCGGUAAACCUGGUCAUAAGGCGUACAAAUGCAAAAAUCGAAAAGGCCCACAGAACGGGAAUAACAAACAUGCUGAUACGCCCACUCCUCAAGUCAACCUUGCUGAAAACGAUGACAUUAUCGCUGCGGUGGUUGUUGAGGCAAAUCUGGUGGAGGAUAAAGUCACCUGGAUACUGGAUACUGGAGCUUCCCGACACUUCUGCUCAAACAAGGAGCUGUUUCACCAAUUCGAAGAUGCUGAAGAUGGAGAGCAUGUCUACAUGGGAAACUCCGCAACUGCUGGAGUUUUGGGUAAAGGGAAGGUUCUACUUAAACUUACCUCUGGAAAAACCUUAGCAUUGAGUGAUGUCCUGUAUGUCCCCUCCCUUCGUAGAAAUCUGAUUUCUGGUGCUUUGUUAAAUCGGGUGGGUUUAAAAAUUGUGCUUGAGUCUAAUAAGGUUGUAAUCACCAAAAAUGGGGACUUUGUGGGAAAGGGGGUACCUAGCUGACGGUCUCUUUGUUCUUAGCACGGUUUCAGAUAAUGCAAAAUCAUCACCCUCUUUUGCUUACAUGGCUGAAUCUGUGAAUGUGUGGCAUGGUAGGCUUGGUCAUGUUAACUUUGGGUCAUUGAAAAAACUCAGAAACAUGCACCUGAUAAAUGUGAAUGAUACAACCGAGCACUCUAAAUGUCAAAUAUGUGUUGAGGCCAAACAUGCUAGAAAACCUUUUAAAGAAAUCACAACUAGACAAACAGAGUUGCUGGAAUUAAUCCACUCUGAUCUGGCAGACUUUAAGAACACAGAAAGUAGAGGAGGCAAAAGAUACUAUAUGACUUUCAUCGAUGACUUUUCGAGAUAUGCCAAAGUUUAUCUUUUAAGGUCUAAAGAUGAGGCUGGAGAAAUGUUUAUGAAAUAUAAAGCAGAGGUUGAGAAUCAGUUAGAUAGAAAAAUCAAAAGACUUCGCUCUGACAGGGGAGGUGAAUAUAACACUAAUUUCCUUAAAGAAUUUUGUGAAAAACAUGGUAUAAUACAUGAGAGUAGUGCCCCUUAUACCCCCCAACAGAAUGGUGUAGCCGAGAGGAAAAAUCGUACUCUAAAGGAUAUGAUGAAUUCUAUGUUAUUAAGUGCUGGUUUGUCUGAUAAUUUGUGGGGUGAAGCUGUACUUUCUGCAUGUUAUAUUCUGAAUAAAGUACCUCAUAAAAGGAUUGAAAAAACCCCCUAUGAAUUGUGGAAAGGGUAUUCCCCUAAUCUUAAUCACUUAAGAGUGUGGGGGUGUAUUGCUAAGGUUGGCUUCCCUGAUUUUAAAAGAACAAACAUUGGGCCUAAAACUUUUGAUUGUGUGUUUAUUGGUUAUGCUCAAGGUAGUGCUGCAUAUAGGUUUGUGUCGUUAAAUGAUAGAACUAUAUGUGAAUCCCGUGAUGCUGAAUUUUUUGAGCAUAUCUUUCCAUUGAAGAAGCAUGUUGAUAGAAAUGAUUGUGAUUCAUCUGUUGUGAAUAAUCUGCAUAAUAUUCAUGCUAGUUCUGUGCCUGUGCUACCUGUGUGUUCCCUGGAUACACCAAAACAUGUGACUGGGACUAGGAAAGGUAAAAGAAAAAGGAGAGAAACUAGUUUUGGACCGGAUUUCUUAACUACCUACCUGGUUGAACACUCUGAUCAAAUUGAUGAGAGUUUUGUUUCGGUUUUCCUUUUAGAACAAGACCCUAAAACGUACAGUGAGGCAGUAACUUCCAUAGAUGCUAGCUUUUGGAAAGAAGCCAUUAGAAGUGAACUUGACUCAAUUAUGUGCAAUCAUACAUGGGAUCUAGUUGAUUUGCCUGAGGGAUGUAAACCUAUAAACUGUAAGUGGAUAUUUAAGAGGAAACUGAGACCUAACGGAACUAUUGAAAAGUUCAAAGCUAGGUUAGUUGUAGUUGGUUACACCCAAAAGAAAGGCAUUGAUUAUUUCGAUACUUAUUCUCCUGUAACUAAAAUUGCAACCAUCAGAUCUCUUGUUGCCCUAGCAGCUAUUAAUGACCUUGUUGUACAUCAAAUGGAUGUUAAAACAGCUUUUCUGAAUGGUGACUUAGAAGAAGAAAUAUAUAUGAGACAACCCGAGGGUUAUGUAGUGCCUGGACAGGAGAAUAAAGUGUGUAAAUUAAAGAGGUCCCUAUAUGGAUUAAAACAAGCACCCAAGCAGUGGUAUGAAAAAUUUAAUAAUACUGUGGUAGGGAAUGGGUUUACAGUGAAUGCAUCUGAUUCAUGUGUUUAUUCAAAAAUGUUUGGACCACAUUGUGUGAUAAUUUGUCUUUACGUUGAUGAUAUGCUUAUAUUUGGUACGAAUGAGGAUGUAGUAACUAAAACCAAACAUUUCUUGUCCUCUCAUUUUGAAAUGAAAGACCUGGGAAAGGCUGAUUUAAUUCUUGGUGUUAAGUUAACCAGGACUGAGAAUGGCUUUUCCAUGUGUCAGUCUCAUUAUAUUGAGAAGUUGCUGAAAAAAUUUAACUAUUUUGAUGUAACACCUGUGAGAACUCCCUAUGAUCCUAGCACUUCAUUGAAAAAGAAUGAAGGUUCUAGUAUCUCACAAGAAGAAUAUGCUAAAAUAUUAGGAAGUGUUAUGUUUCUCAUGAACUACACUAGACCUGACAUAGCAUAUGCAGUUAGUAGACUGAGUCGUUAUACUCAUAAUCCAAGCUAUGAACACUGGAAUGCUCUUCAUAGAUUACUCAAGUACUUGAAAGGGGCUGUCUCAUGGAAGUCUGCUAAACAAACAUGUAUAGCUCGUUCUACCAUGGAGGCUGAAUUCAUUGCCCUGGAGUUAGCAGGGCAAGAGGCAGAAUGGUUGCGGAAUCUGUUAGCCGACAUUCCGCUGUGGGGAAAUAAGUGUGUUCCUGUUCCACUACACUGUGACUCACAAGCUGCCAUCAGUGUUGCGGUGAGCAGUGUCUACAAUGGGAAAAGAAGACAUAUUCGCAUCAGACAUGCUUCUCUUAAGCUACUAAUUAAAAACAGCGUCAUUUCCUUGGAUUAUGUGAAAUCGGAAAGGAAUUUGGCAGAUCCUCUAACUAAAGGACUUGCUAGGAAGCUUGUUCUUGAAUCGUCAAAGGGGAUGGGGCUGAUGUUCAUGGACUGAAGCUAUGCAGUGGAUACUUUUGUGAUGAAAUAUAGCUACAUAGUCCUUCCUUGCACUCCUAUUUGUUUGAUGGCGUGUGAUAGUAUUUGUGUGGAAGGUGAGAUUUAAAACUAUUUAAUUAUUUAAUAAUUAUGUGGAUUCUUGAACGGUCCUAACGAGAAGGUCGUACUAGAUUCACAGCCUGCUUUGGAUUCAUAGCCCGUUUAGGGUGGUCCUUGUGAGACGGACUUGAUGAAUACCAUAUUGUGGAGGCUGGACUUGUUGGUCCUUAAUGGUUUCAUAUCCCAUUCUUGGGAGGUCUAUGUUUAGAUAGACUUGAUGAACCACCUACGUGAGUGUGAAGGUGGGCCGCCUUCUAUGAAAGACAUGGGCAGUCUUUUUAGAGCUCUCACUAGACCCGAGGUUUGACGUAUGGCCAUAUAAUAGGCGAUUUGUGAGAAUAUCGCGGAACUUAUAGACAAUAAGGGUAUGAUAUGUGCAGUGGGGGUCUAACACCAGUCUGAUCAGUUCAAGAGUCAUUCACUGCUCAAACUGUGUGAUUACUUCAUUGCGCUACGUGUCAAUUCAAUCGAAAGAUAUUGGCGCUUAAGUAUACAACCCUUCCUUUGCCUGGAACAUUGUUCUUAACUAGUAAGCCAUUAGUGGGGGAUUGUUGGAAUUUCACUCCCAGUUGCAAGGUAAUGGCUCCUAGUUUAGAAUUAAUUAAUGUUUUUUUUAAUCAUUAUUUUUCUGUUGCACCCAAGCCUAUUUGUGUGGGACUGUUGGGCAGAUUUUAUCUCUUCCAAACUUGAUUAUUUACAAAACUUAUCUGAUUUUGAAUCAGUCCCAGCAGUUAUCUAUUCCAAUUCCCACUUCCUUAUUUUUAGGCUUUCUUCUCUCUGAGUUUAGUAAAGCACGAUUGAGUUUUCUGGCUAUAAAAGGAAGGCAUCUUGAUGAAUUCAUACACAGAAAAAGGAUCCCUAUCCUUGCUUUCUAAAAUAUUCUUUGAUCUUCAAAAAGGUUUCCAGGCAAUUGUAGUGUGUGAGUUCCAAGUCUUUUCAGACGAGUGCACGUCUGCGAAGGCUGGUUGCGUUAACCUUGGGGAGCGAACCGCAACAGUCGAUUGCACCCCGGUCGUGCCGGAUUUCGCUUUCAAGGCAGUGGCUCUUCUUACCACGGCGCAAUUUCUUAUAAUCUUCCGAUAAGUAUUUCUUGUUCAGUUUACUUUCAGUCAUUCAUUUUUCUUACACCUAUCUCUCCACUGCAGGCGGGAUCUGGGUUAGCUCAAAUCUGGACGGAAAACCUCCGGCAACCGCAAUGUUGAACUAGCGGCAUCCACAGGAGGGGUCUGGAUUUUCCAGAUUCCUUCAUUAUUUUCGGAUUUUCCAGAAUAGUUUCUUGCAUUUCGACAAAGAUCUUGACUGAUUUUUUGUGACUGCGAAGAAUUUUUGGUUAAUUUGGGAGGGUUUCUUACUUGAUUGUGUUCAAACUCUCAACGAGAGCACCAUUGUUGGAUAUAUUAUACCCAUAUCCUAUAACUAAGCGAGAUUGAACAAGAAUAAAAAAGAGUAACGGAUAAGAAGAAGAAAAUGUGUAUUGUGUAUGAACUAUGAGUUAUAGAGUUAUCUUUACAAGCCUCCUAUAAGGAGUAUAUAUAGGGAAAAUCUGGGUCUGGGUCUCUAAUACGGGCAUGACAGACCCGGUUACAUAAAUGGACUGAUAGUAUAAAAAGCUAAUCUAGAACAUUUGAAUAAUAAUGUACAAUAAUACGAAUCCGCUAAACGUGUGUGGGCCGCUGUCCAGGCCCAGUAGUCGGCAGACCGGGGGGUCGGAGUCCAUAUACUCCAUCAUUGUAAGAAACUAUUUUGAAAUGAAUGAGAAAUUGUUUCCCGAAAGAUAAGCGUGGAAAUAUAUCUCACGCGCAAACACCGCCGUUGUCGUCUAGUCGACCGGGUCGGGUUUCGGGUUCGGUUCUUGAUCCGCCCCGUCCACACAUGGCUUAGAGAUAGAUUCCUAUUUUUGGCUUCUCUAUUUUUCGAAUAAACUCUUGGCUUAAUAGACAUGACUAUUCUUUUUUAAAGAAAGAUCACGAGCUUUAAUUUCUUUAAUUAGGUGUCUCUUGGUAUAGAGUCUCCUAGCCAGAGAACUCUAUAAAUAUGUCUUCAUGCCUACGAACUUGGUAUCCGAAAAAAAUCCUCCUACCAUCUCCAUCUUGUUCCUUUGCUCCUCCAUUAAAAUGCUACAUCUUUGAGUUUGUUGGUGUCCUUCGGGAACGUAGAAACCGUUCUAUCCUAGGCGGAGAUUACUACUUGCGUUGUGGGCAAAUUCGUCUCAAGGAGAUAACGAUUCGUUGGGCUCGGUUUCAUCCAAGUAUUUCUAUGUUCUUCUCUUUAUAUUUAAUCAAUGCAUACAUUUUUUAUGAAUUUGGGAUAACAGGAAGAAUGAAAAUCACGCCCGAGACAUGGAGAAGACUUUUGGAAUUAUGGAGACUGCCAACAUGAGACUCAACCCUCAUGUGUUUGCAAUCAAGGGGGCAAGUUCUUGAUAUACAUGAAGAGAGAGCAAGGGAUAGAGCCCACUUCAGAGAAAGUAAAGGUUUUCAACAAAAUGCAAGAGCCCUUGAAUUUGAAGGAGGUACAAAAACUAACUAGCCUCAAACACUUCGUGUCAAAAAUGAUGGAUCAAGCCAUUCUUUUCUUUAAGCUCAUGAAAAGCCCAUCCCAUUUGAGUGGACCAACGCGCGUGAGGUUGCAUUCGAGGAUUUGAAUGAAAUCAGCAAUAUCACCCUGAUCUGCCUCAAAGAGACAAAUAGGAAUCAGAUUCUAUUUACUACUCCCUCCGUAACUUAAAAAUCUUCUCACUUUCUUUUUUCGUCCGUAACACAAAAAUCUUCCCAUUUCUAAAUCUUCCCAUCAUACCCUCAAUAAUUCUUAAAAUAAUACACUAUUACAACUACUUUUUUUGGAUUUAUCCUACAUUCCACCACAUUAUUCCACUAUUUUCCCAUCAUACCCUCAAUAAUUCAUAUCAUCUUUCACUAUUCUUAAUCUACCUACUUUUGAAAUGGGAAGAUUCUAAAGUUACGAAGAGAGUAUGUUAGAAAGGCACUGAAUUAGUCGGAAAUGACUGACCGCCACCAUCAAGAAAUUGACUCUUAUCUCCAAACUAUUCCAUCACAACCCUACACAACUCAGCCCAUCGCUAUUAUCUUUUGUGAUUGUAUGGCGAAUUGGAGAAAUAAUUUGUCACAUACACAUGAGUUUUAGAUGACAAUAUCUAGAACUUUUCGUUAUUUUUUAAAAACGAUGAAUGAAGUAGAUUGAUUCAGAUUAAAUUGAAUAAGGGCUGAAAUGAUAAAUUACUCUCUCCGUCCCACUAACAAUGGGACAAGAGAGAAUGACACACAAAUCUAUAAAAAGCGGUUUAUGUGAUUGAUAUUGAAUUGAUAAAGUAAGAAUAUAGUAAGAAUGAUUAGAACCACCCAAACUUUACCAAAGAGUUAAGGUUCAGAUUGGUACUCGAAGUUGCAUAAAAAGGGUCAAAUAAGUUUCCGGUGGAAUUUUUAGAUGAAAUAUUUUGAGAAUCUUAUUCAUUAAGUCUAGUUUACUCAUGCCAAAUUUCAGCUAAAAAUUCA
Molecule: messenger RNA, 10102 nt
Organism: Cuscuta epithymum
Lineage: Eukaryota; Viridiplantae; Streptophyta; Magnoliopsida; Solanales; Convolvulaceae
Source: the annotation of a GenBank genome assembly